Molecule: messenger RNA, 2241 nt
Organism: Ustilago hordei
Lineage: Eukaryota; Fungi; Basidiomycota; Ustilaginomycetes; Ustilaginales; Ustilaginaceae
Exons: 1
Coding region: 1-2241 (746 amino acids)
Biological process (GO): nuclear-transcribed mRNA catabolic process, deadenylation-dependent decay
Cellular component (GO): cytoplasm
Molecular function (GO): mRNA 3'-UTR binding
Source: RefSeq, a predicted model, not a curated record
AUGAACCCAGGUCGCGAUACAGUGACACCAAGAAACGUCGCUCAAAACAACUUUUUCGAAGAGCAAGCGUUCAAGCCCGACAUAGCGAGUCAGAAGCUGGCAGAUAUGUCGCGAGAACCUGCCUUUUCAACCUCUGGCGCUGCAUUUGAUUCAGACUUGUACAAGACGGGAGCACAGUUGCCUCGCCCUUGCAGUCACUAUAGUCACGCUUCCUUGGAACUGCACUUGCCCACCAACUUCGACAAGUACAUGGGUCUAGAUCGCAACGAAACCACGAAAGGCGACCAAGCAUACAGCUUGGCCGCCUGGCAUUCUGAAGAACAUCAAAUCCAGCCAACGGUCGGCGACAAGGCCGCUUGGCCAUACAAGCGCAAUCCUUCCGAGCCGCCGACCGGACCAAUUGCCGCGGUUCGAACUGACUCCAAGAUAUCCAUGCAUCAACGUUUGCCUUCUAGCUCAUCUGGUAUCUAUGGCGAAGAACGACAGGUACCAGCAUCUGAACCCGGAUCGGAUCUCAGCUCGGACUACUCUGAUCCCUUCCAAGUCUCAGGUCUUCCUUUCCCUCCCAUCUACCCCUCUGAAUCCGGCCAAGAGACGCCGCCCAGUUUUGCCUACAUCGAGCCUCAGCACAGACCUCUGCCAGACUAUGUAAUGGAAGAGCUCAAGCGCCUCAAGCUGGAGAACAUGGCUCUUCGACGCAUGGCGCAAGAGGUAGUCAGGAUCAACAUCAGUCCCGGCUCCCUCGAGGGUCAGAAUCUUGAUCGGCCGGCCCCCUUCUGUGCACACCACCCACCUUUGACAUCACCGCCUCGUCUUCAGCGCGUUUACGAUGGUGCUGACCCAGUGCAGGUAUAUCACGAAGCUUCGAGGCCCAAUGCAUCCGCAUUGUCUUGCUCUGCUCGCGGGGGUGAGCGUGGUACUGCUGCAUCAGUCUGGGCUCAAAGCAGCCGCAAUAUUGAUUCUUUCAGCCAGCGUGAAGCCAGCACCCCGGCCAGCAGCGUUGCCAAUCAACCUUUCAGGGCGAGUGAUAUCUCGGCUGCCGAGCUUAGUCGACGCGUCGCGAUGGCUGAGACAUGUUCGACGCCUCUUGCUGGCUCUCAUACUCUGACUGGUACGAUCAGUCCUUUCGACAUAGUCUCUGCUCCUGCCUCUCUUCCUGGUCAUGUCCGCUCAAAGGCUUCCCUUACUGGCACCUCUUAUCGCAACUCGCCCGGUCUGACCCCGCUGGCUCCAUCCAAGCUCGAGUCGACUCCCGCUUCCACGCUCGUUGGCACGAUCCUUGACAAGCGCGGCCAAGAGGCAAGCUUGCUACUGCAACAGCAACUCAAGAACGGUAGUCGCGAACGACAGGAAGAGAUCUUUCAAGCCAUCUGCGCUAGGCUUGUUGCACUUUCGCACGAUCGUCACGGCAACUUCUUAGUCCAAAGUGCCAUCGAAGCUCGACCUGAGAUGGUAAUGCAUCUUGGAGGCGCUUUUGUUGAGCUGACCAUGUCGCAGUUUGGAUGUCACGUUGUUCAGAAGGCGCUCGAGUGCGAGGAAAAUGUCGGCCAAGCUGUUACUGAAGAGUUACUUGGUUCACGACUCGACCAGACUCUCACUUCUCGACACUCGAUUCAUGUCUGGCAGCGCAUCCUGGAGACAGAGUGGAAGGAACCUCAGUUCCGCGAGCAAAUCUUUGCAUCCAUUAACAAGCAACUCAAGGGUCAGUGGGCACGCACUGCUCGACAGGAGACCGGCAGCAUCAUUUGCCAAAACAUCUUUGAAUCCGCACAGUCAACGGAGAAAGCGGAAUGCAUGCAAGAAGUACUCGAGCAGCUUGACGAAUGUGCCACGAAUCAAUGGGGCGUUUGGGUGGUACAGCACAUGAUCGAACACGGUGCCCAAGAAGAACGCCGUGCUGUCUUGAGUCGCCUUGUACGCUCGGCUUGCAAACUAACUUUAUCUCAGUACGGCCAGAAAGCGGUAAUGAGCGCACUCAAGACGGGUGAUGGGCAAUUCCUUCAAGACUACGUCGAAGCCAUGUGUCAUAGCUCGCAGCCUCGUCGACCUGGCUUGAUCGACGUCUGUCUAGCUGCCCAUGGAAUUCAGGUUGUUACGCAGCUCUUGACGACGGUGGAUCAAAAGACUCGCGAACGAAUCAUCUCAACCGUACGACGCAACUCUGUCUUGCUCAAAGGAAGCAGAGCGGGCAUGAAGGUACACCAGCUCUGCGAGCGUGCGCGCGCUUUUACUGGCUACUGA